Molecule: messenger RNA, 1776 nt
Organism: Lolium perenne
Lineage: Eukaryota; Viridiplantae; Streptophyta; Magnoliopsida; Poales; Poaceae
Product: peroxidase 2
Biological process (GO): hydrogen peroxide catabolic process; response to oxidative stress
Molecular function (GO): heme binding; peroxidase activity
Source: RefSeq, a predicted model, not a curated record
ACAAAGAGACUAUCGAUCUAGCAAAGAUGGCCAAGCUCGCUGCCCUCACUCUGCUUGCGUUGCUCGGUACCGUGUCGUGCCAAAGCGUCCCUGCUUCUGUUCCCAGCGCAAGCCCGCAGAGCCCAACCCCAACCGUCACCUAUCCACCAGGUGCGAGCCCUAGCCCGAGCCCGCUUGCUUAUCCUCCUACGCUUGAUGUAAGUGUACCAAGCCAUGGCUCGCCGGCUUAUCCUCCUGCUUCGAUGGCACCGAGCAGCGCGCCUACGUACCUGCCUAGCCCUAGUCCAAGCGUGUCAACCCAAACUCCGCCCACAUAUCCACCCCGCGCAAGCUCACCUGCUUAUCCUCGUAGCCCGAGCCCUAGCCAACACACAUUUUCGCCUCUGGCGACCCCUAGCCAGCCAUCAUAUCGUCCAAGCCCAAGCCCUCAGAGCCCGAGCCCUAGCCAACUAGCAUAUCCUCCCAGCCACAGUCCACGGAGCACGGACCCUGCCACCAAUUCUCCUAGCUCUAGCCCAAGCUCCCUCAGCCCAGUUCCAAGCCCACACACCAAUCCUCCUACCCCAACUCCGUCGUCUUAUCCUCCUAGCCCUAGCCCUAGCCCGAGUGCAUAUGGCCCUGCGCCUGCCGUUUAUCCUCCUACCUCAAACUCACCUAUUGAUUCUCCUAGCCCAAGUCCUGGACCUGAUUCUGGUCUCAGUGUCGACCACUACAGCACUUCCUGCCCAAAUGCGGAAGCAAUUGUCAGGGAAGCAGUGAAGAAGGCCAUCGACAGCAACCGCGGAACUGGCGCAGGGCUCAUCCGUCUCUUCUUCCAUGACUGCUUCGUCCGGGGGUGCGACGCUUCGGUACUCCUCAACACGACUGGCUCCGACGAAGCGACGGAGCGGCUCGGCAGGCCGAACCUGACCCUCCGCGGCUUCGAUGUCAUCGACGCGGCGAAGUCUACCCUGGAGGAGCUCUGCCCGGGCGUCGUCUCGUGUUCCGACAUCCUCGCCUUCGCCGGCCGCGAUGCCACAUACUUCCUCACCAACCUUACAGCAGACUUUGCCAUGCCGGCCGGCCGAUAUGACGGUCGAAUCUCCCUGGCCAACGAGACCGUCCCUAACCUGCCCGCACCCUUCUACGGAGUCCAGCAGCUCAACGACAGCUUCGCCGCCAAGGGGCUCAGCCUCGAGGACAUGGUCACCCUCUCCGGCGCGCACUCCGUCGGACGCUCCAGCUGCUCCUCCUUCUCCGACCGCCUAACGUCCAACUCCUCCGACAUGGACCCCGGGUACGCGGCGUAUCUGCGCAAGCAGUGCAGCGGGUAUGGCGGCAUGGCGGCGCAGGACUACAAGACGCCCGAUGAUCUGGACCGGGAGUACUACAGGGACGUUAUCAGCCAUGACGUGUUGCUCGGCUCCGACGCAGCGCUUAUGUCCUCGAACGAGACGGCCAAGAUGGUGAUGGAUAAUGCGUCUGUUCUUGGGUUGUGGGAGAGCAAGUUCGUGGCGGCCAUGGUGAAGAUGGGCGGCGUUGGGGCGAAGACCAGCGCCGACGGCGAGAUUCGGAAGAAGUGCUGGAUCAUCAACUAGUGCGGAGACUAAUUAGGUCGUUGAUCUUUGUCGUGAGCCGAUCUUAUGAAUUGGUUGGUGCCACAUUUCGGCACAUGCAUGCUGUAUUGCCGUUCGCAGGGAGUUGCCGAGUUGGUGAUACUUUUUGUUACGUUUCCAGUGCAUAUAUAGCUAAGAUAGGUUCAUAGUUCUUGUUGGAUUUAGUAAUUACUUUAUUUUU